Messenger RNA from Bactrocera oleae (olive fruit fly), 1224 nucleotides. It is a transcript of the gene MRG15, whose product is annotated as MORF-related gene 15. Gene Ontology annotation, biological process: regulation of DNA-templated transcription; chromatin organization. Gene Ontology annotation, cellular component: nucleus; NuA4 histone acetyltransferase complex. NCBI's taxonomy places the organism in Eukaryota, Metazoa, Arthropoda, Insecta, Diptera, Tephritidae. The record is from RefSeq and is a predicted model, not a curated record.
AUGACGCCCAAACUAAAAUUCGUCGAAGGCGAAAAAGUAUUAUGUUUCCAUGGACCACUUAUUUACGAAGCCAAAGCCCUUAAAAGUACAAUUACUAAAGAUAAGCAAAUAAAGUACUACAUUCACUAUGCUGGCUGGAACAAAAAUUGGGAUGAAUGGGUGCCAGAGAACCGUGUGCUAAAGUACAAUGAAGCAAAUGUUCAACGUCAAAAAGAAGUAUAUAAACAACAUUCGAAUGCAGCCGGAAAAAAUAAAAAGAGUACACCAAAGGGUAAAAAGGGCGAAGGAGCUGGUGCCACCUCAAAAGACGGUACUGCUAGUGGCAGCAGUGAAUCGCGUGCAUCCACGCCAUCAAAAGAUUUAAACACAACUCCCUUGGCAGCCCCAUCAACCUCGGGAAGAAGUAAUCGCUCAAAACCAACAACUAGUACGCCAGUCGCCAAAGAUAGUGAUGGCAGCGGAAAGGAUGAUACUACUGCCGCUGCUGCAAGUAAUAAAGAUGAAACAAUCAAAGAUGAGCCACCGAAAAAGAAGCGUGGAGGAUCGACCUCAAACGCAAGUGACAAAUCUAAUGGAAGCGGAGCGGGUACAAGCAGUAAUACAAUAUCAACGCCUGCAGCUAGUAGCACAAGCAUUGGAAGUACAGGCUCAUCACAUCAAAAUCGUUUAGACACGUGUGUGGAAAAUGAAGAAACAUUCCUUUCCAAAGUGGAGGUAAAAAUAAAAAUACCAGAUGAGCUUAAGCAAUGCCUCGCCGAUGAUUGGGAUGCUAUUACACGCCAGCACAAACUGCUCGACAUUCCUGCAAAGAUUACAGUUCAGGAUAUUGUUGACCAAUAUAUUGCCUUUAAGAAAACAUCAAAAUCGACAAAUGCUUCCAAAGAAGUAGCAAUUAACGAUGUGCUAAAUGGGGUUGUUGAAUAUUUUAAUGUUAUGAUAGGUUCGCAGUUGCUCUAUAAAUUUGAACGACCCCAAUACGCGGAAAUAUUGCAACAACAUCCCGAAACACCACUUUCCAAACUUUAUGGCGGAUUUCAUCUGCUACGUCUAUUCGUUAAACUUGGAUCAAUGCUGGGAUUCUCCGCACUAGAUGAGAAAUCAAUGCAGAUGCUAUUAGUGCACCUUCACGACUUUCUCAAAUUCCUUGUGAAGAAUAGUGCCACUUAUUUCAGCAUGACUAAUUUUGUAAAUGUUAGUCCGGAGUACCAUCGUAAUACUCAAUGA